AGGUUAUGUUUUUAUUAUUGUUACGAACUUGUUACUUUUUUUUUAUAUUUUAAUAUAAUAAGGAAAAAUGUUACACUCUGUCAAUACAUUACAAUACCGUGCUUUGAAGAUAUUUUUGAGACCAUGCGAUUUUAAAAUUAUUAAACAAGCAAUACAUAAUGUAGGUUUAAAUGACAUUCCCAAAGUAACUGGAACUGAUAUUAAAAAAAUAAUACGACAGAAAGGGUUCGCUGUACAAGAUGGGUACACAUCUUUUACUACGAAGUGUGCAAUAUGUUCGACAAAUGAAAAAAGCAGUGAAAAUAAAGUGUAUAUCAAUAAAACAACCGGAUACUUUACAUGCCCAAAGUGCAAUAUUCAUGGAGACUGGAAUAUCUUAGAAAGAAUUAUAAAAAAAGUCAAAAUGGAAGCAUCUAUAAAAGAUUAUAUACAAAAAUUACAACAAGAUAAUCAGCAAUUUGAAAAAGACUGGCAAGAUAUUCUGGAUAAAACUACUUCAUUAUCAAAAACAACUGAAAAGGAAGCUUUAGAAAUAUUUAGGCUAUUCGAAUUUCCUUACCAUCCGGAAGCUUGCAAAGUAUUAUCAGAUGUAAGAAUUUCUACAGAACACAACAUAUUGUAUUUCCCUUUAAAGAAUGCCAGUGAUAAAGUUAUAGGGUAUCGUAAAAUAGAGGCAGGCAAAGAGGAGGAAGCUGAAAGUCAUGGACACCACACAGCCGGUUUGUUCUGGUGUAAAGCUCACAAAGUGGGGCAUAAUGCACAAGCUGUUUUAGUUCCCAGUGUACAUGAUGUUUUGCAUUUAGCUGCACAUAAAAUACCUGGUUCCCUUGUAUGGCUGAAUAAUUGCAGUUUACCACCCGUUGUUCUACCAACUCUUGAAGGAUAUCAAAAACUAUGUCUGUGGGGCGAUUGGGAUAACAUGCGUGCGGUAGCCGAAAAACUUGGUGAAGAGAGAUGUCGAUUUGUGAGACCAACAGAUGGUUUGGUGACCGCUUCAGAAACAGCUGCGGCUAAUAUAUCACUAAAGGCUCUAGUGUCCGAAGCAAAACCAGCCGCUCAUAGAUCCAUAACAACAUUUUCUGCACUAAGAGAUGAUGUUUAUGCAGAACUUACGAACAUUGAUAAGGUGCGAGGUGUGAAAUGGCGUCGCUUCCCCGCCCUCACUCGACUGCUGGGCGGACACCGGCGCGGCGAGCUGACGGUGCUGACGGGCCCCACCGGCUGCGGCAAGACCACACUCUGCGCGGAGAUGUCCCUCGAUUUGGCACAACAAGGGGUUAACACACUAUGGGGCAGUUUUGAGAUCCGCAACUCUCGGCUGGCGCGCACGAUGCUGCAGCAGUUCGCAGGCGUGCCUCUUGAGCACAACUUGCACGACUUCCACAAAUACGCUGACGACUUCCAGAAGCUUCCCAUUUACUAUCUAGCAUUCCACGGACAACAACCGAUUAAAGUUGUUAUGGAGGCGGUGGAGCACGCGAGGUACAUGCACGACAUCGCGCACGUGGUGGUGGACAACGUGCAGUUCAUGCUGGGUGUGGGCGAGGAGCGCGACGGCGACCGCUACCUGCGUCAAGACGCCGUAGUCGCUGCCUUCCGCACCUUCGCCACCGCGCGACACUGCCAUGUCACUCUUGUCAUGCACCCCAGGAAGGAACGAGAAUCAGAAGAUCUUUCGACAAGUUCAAUAUUCGGCAGCGCUAAAGCAUCGCAAGAGGCAGAUAAUGUUCUCAUAAUUCAGGACAAGCGUUUAACUGCUGUACGUGGAAAAAAAUAUUUACAAGUUGCUAAGAAUCGGUACAGCGGAGACUUAGGAAUUGUUCCUUUAGACUUUGAGAAGGAUUCUCUUAGUUAUCAAUCGAAGAAAAAGAAAACGAAAUCGGACGACCCUGAUAAAUUACUGGAUCAAUGUUUCGAAGAGUAUUCAAUCGAUGAUCAAAACGCUAGUGACCCUACCAUAAAGAGAAACAUGCAAAGUGCCAAAUCAAGAAAUAAAAAUGAAAAUGCCACUUCAUAUCUAAGUGAUAUUUUGAAUUCAAACAGAACUAGGUGAAUGGAUUUAA
Messenger RNA from Papilio machaon (common yellow swallowtail), 2063 nucleotides. RefSeq names its product mitochondrial DNA helicase (gene mtDNA-helicase). The transcript is spliced from 10 exons. The record is from RefSeq and is a predicted model, not a curated record. Gene Ontology annotation, biological process: mitochondrial DNA replication. Gene Ontology annotation, cellular component: mitochondrion. Bases 68 to 2053 code for a protein of 661 amino acids. Gene Ontology annotation, molecular function: ATP hydrolysis activity; 5'-3' DNA helicase activity; single-stranded DNA binding. Lineage: Eukaryota; Metazoa; Arthropoda; Insecta; Lepidoptera; Papilionidae.